Molecule: messenger RNA, 993 nt
Organism: Monosiga brevicollis MX1
Lineage: Eukaryota; Choanoflagellata; Craspedida; Salpingoecidae
Exons: 4
Coding region: 1-993 (330 amino acids)
Source: RefSeq, a predicted model, not a curated record
AUGACAGUCGAACGAGCGCAGUCUGUUGGUCUUCCCCACCUGCUGCUAAUUCACGGUUUCGCGGGUGGGCUUGCUUUAUGGAAUCUCUCUCUUGAGGCCCUGAGCCAACGGUACCAGGUUCAUGCCAUUGACGCCCCCGGUUUUGCCGACUCCUCCCGAAUCAAGUUUUCAAAAGACCCUGACGCUGCCGAGGACGAAAUUUGUGAAACCAUCGAGGCCUGGCGUGCUGCCCAAGGCAUUGAGCAAAUGGUUGUAGCUGGCCACAGCUUUGGUGGCUUUAUUGCCGGUAACUAUGCCCUCCGCCACCCGGAACGCGUUCAGCGUCUCGUGCUUCUCGAUCCCUGGGGUUUGCCCCAAAAACCUGAUGACCACAACUUUUCAAAAUACCCCUGGUGGGCCCGCCUCUCCAUCUCCGUCCUGUCCAAGUUCCCGCCCCUCGCCGUUGUUCGAGCUGCAGGCCCCUGGGGCGAAUCCUUGAUGGGCCUGCGCAAAGAUUUGGGCUUGCGCUUCAGGGAAUAUCUCGGCAAUGAUCGCGACUUUUAUGGAUGUUGGUCUCUCCUCACGUCUACAAGGGCCUCUCGUCGUCUGCUCGUGUUGAGUUUUCGGCGCAACACUUACCUCACUUGGGAUUCGCUUACCGUCACAACGGGUUCAUUUUUAGAUAUUUACCACUGCAAUGCCCAAAGCCCAAGUGGGGAACUGGCUUUUCAUCACAUGUCCAUUCCCAUUGGCUGGGCCAAAAACCCGCUUGCGCCCCGCCUUCCCCUCAUUGACGAGCGAAUCCCAAUCAACUUCAUGUUUGGCGAGCAAUCUUGGAUCAGUCCGGAGCCUGCCGUCGCCUUCUCAGCCACUCGCCCCAAUUCUACUGUCAAAUUCGUGCCACGCGCCGGCCACCACCUGAUGUGGGACAACGCGCCCGUGUUCACGGAGACAAUGCUUACACUGGCGGAUGAGGAGGCUCGCCGCCAUCGGGUGUCAGUCGACAGCGUCUGA